AUGUCCCAAAGAUUAUCGCAACUCGAUGCACUUCCAAAACUCAAGAACAUCUCCAUUGGCAACACAAUAGGCCAGGGAAGCUUUGCUGUAGUGAAAGUGGGGCAACUCAUCAAGAAUCCGCAAAGAUUGGUUGCUAUCAAGUACAUCCACCGUAGAAUAUCGAACAAAAAGGGCGUUUCCGAUGAAAAGAUCGGCUUAGAACUUCAGAUCCACAAGGCUUGUACGGGCCAUCCCAACAUCAUUGGGUUGCAUAUGUUUGGUACCGACAACACCUGGAUCUAUAUCAUAAUGGAGUUGGCUGAAAGUGGAGACUUAUUCGAUAAGAUUGAGCCUGGCGUAGGCAUCGAUGAGACACUAGCCCAUUUCUACUUCAAGCAGUUGGUUAAUGCUGUAGACUAUAUCCAUCUGAAAGGAGUAGCCCAUCGUGAUAUCAAGCCUGAGAAUAUUCUCAUAGAUGCCGAAGGCAAUUUGAAGCUUGCUGAUUUCGGGUUGGCUACGGUGUAUAAGAGAACAAACAAAGAGAAGAGGUUGUCACACGAUAAGUGUGGAUCUCCACCUUACAUGGCCCCCGAGAUUGUUAGUAGUCAAGGAUACGAUGCAACGAUGUCAGAUGUAUGGGCUUGCGGUGUCGUGCUAUUUGUAUUGAUGUGUGGCCAGAUUCCUUGGCAGGAGCCGAGCUACGGUGUAGAUGCUGAUUUUACAAAUUACGUAGAUUUCGACGGCAAACUUAACGAAUCUCCGUGGAACGUGUUCGAUUCAACAUUCAAAGCAUUUCUACGGUCAGUACUUAAACCGGAUGUUUCAACACGAUUGACGCUCCAAGCAAUCAGAUUGCAUCCCUGGGUGAACCACGAAAAUGUAUUCAUGAACAGUGAUAACCAGUGCAAAGAUGCUGAGCAAUUAAGCGAACAACUCUUGUCGAAUUUACAAGUGGGAUUGUCUGAUGAAGAUAUACAUGACACUAUAAAAGCUACUCAGGAUUACAAGAAACUAAAUCAGAAGUAUCAGAAGUUCAUCAGCAAUUCACAGCCCGCGCAAGACAUGGCUGUUCUCAUCGAUGAUAUAGAUGAACAGCGACAGAGAGCCGUUCCUGCGACUCAGGACCAGCUUUUAUUCAAAAACAACAAGUUACCGUCUUAUAAUUUGGAAGAUGACCAAGAACGUAUCCUAGCCAUCGUUUCCAAGGAUCCAGCUAACUUACAAUUUGUGUCCCCACAGCUACGGGUGUCUCAAUUGACGAGCACACAGAGAAGAUUAGCUGACUUUAAGCGAUUGCCAUUCUCUAGAGCAGAACGUCUCACAAAAUUCUAUUCAAUAUUGCCAAUUGUGUCGCUAGUUUCUAUACUACGAGAUGCUCUCCAUAGGAUUGGUGUUUCGACUUCAGACAGUAUCGACCACUUAUCCAAUGACGAUUUGAUGGAGCUUUCUACGGUUAACAUCGGUAUUAAUAUUCUAGGAGAGAAAUCCAAAAUGCCUCUCAAGGGAACAAUUAAGAUCAAUCAAUGUGAUUGUAGCCUUCAACUCUACAAGAUUUCAUUUGUGAAGUCCAAGGGCGAUCCUUUGGAGUGGAGACAGUUUUUCAAAAAGGUUACAAUAUUGUCACGAGAGGCAGUAUAUAUAGAGUAG
Scheffersomyces stipitis CBS 6054 is the source of this 1626-nucleotide messenger RNA. RefSeq names its product checkpoint kinase 1 (gene CHK1). NCBI's taxonomy places the organism in Eukaryota, Fungi, Ascomycota, Pichiomycetes, Serinales, Debaryomycetaceae. The transcript has a single exon. The coding region runs from base 1 to 1626 and encodes 541 amino acids. Gene Ontology annotation, biological process: mitotic G2 DNA damage checkpoint signaling; protein phosphorylation. Gene Ontology annotation, cellular component: cytoplasm; site of double-strand break; nucleus. Gene Ontology annotation, molecular function: protein kinase activity; ATP binding. The record is from RefSeq and is a predicted model, not a curated record.